This is a messenger RNA of Saccharomyces kudriavzevii IFO 1802, 711 nucleotides long. It is a transcript of the gene CLC1, whose product is annotated as clathrin light chain CLC1. Gene Ontology annotation, cellular component: clathrin coat of trans-Golgi network vesicle; clathrin coat of coated pit. Bases 1 to 711 code for a protein of 236 amino acids. The transcript has a single exon. The record is from RefSeq and is a predicted model, not a curated record. Gene Ontology annotation, molecular function: structural molecule activity. Gene Ontology annotation, biological process: intracellular protein transport; vesicle-mediated transport. NCBI's taxonomy places the organism in Eukaryota, Fungi, Ascomycota, Saccharomycetes, Saccharomycetales, Saccharomycetaceae.
AUGUCCGAGAAAUUCCCUGCCCUAGAGGAUCAAAGUAUCAAUUUCACGUCAAAUGAUAAGAAAGAAGACGACACAGAUUUUCUGAAGAGAGAAGCAGAAAUAGUCGGAGACGAGUUCAAGACUGAGCAAGAUGAAGACAUAUUGGAGACUGAUGCUUCUUCUGCCAGGCGUGAUAACGAAAUUAGGGAUUUUGAAGAGCAGUUCCCAGAUAUCAACUCCACCAAUGGCGGAAUUGCCGAUGACCAAAACGGUAGCACUGUUAUAGCUAGUAUUAACGAAAAAGGCGAUGAAGAUGAGGAUUUCUCAAAAUUUGAAGGCGCACCUGCGGAUCCGAAUACAAAAUCUGUUGAAGAGGACCGUUCCGAAGUUGUAGAUCAAUGGAAGCAACGUCGUGCUGUGGAAAUUCAUGAAAAGGAUUUAGAGGACGAAGCAUCAAAGAAGAAGUUGCAGGAUGAGGCUGUGAAACAUGUCGACAAGUUCUACGAUUCGUACAAUAAAAGGAAGGAACAGCAAUUAGAAGCUGCUGCAAAGGAUGCUGAGGCAUUCUUGAAGAAAAGAGAUGAAUUCUUUGGUCAGGACAAUACAACUUGGGAUCGUGUGCUCCAAUUAAUUAACCAAGAUGAUGCCGAUGUCAUUGGAGGAAGAGAUAGGUCCAAGUUUAAAGAGAUCCUUUUGAGAUUGAAAGGUAAUGCCAAAGCUCCCGGUGCUUGA